Molecule: messenger RNA, 225 nt
Organism: Ectocarpus siliculosus
Lineage: Eukaryota; Phaeophyceae; Ectocarpales; Ectocarpaceae
Source: the annotation of a GenBank genome assembly
AUGCAGUCGGCGCUGUACGGAGCAGGUGGGGGAGGGGGUGGGGGCGGAGCGCACGCGGGUAUGGACGCACUCGCGGCGGCGUUUGGGAGCGGCCAGCAACAGCAGCAGGACGCAGACGGGGCCGCUUCAGCGCCGGGCGGCGGCGGCGCCGGGGGGAUGGGAGCCGUGCUUCUCGAACGGAUGACACGGGAAGGCGGCGAUGGCGGAGAGCGGUGGGGGCGGUAA